This is a messenger RNA of Cynoglossus semilaevis (tongue sole), 5196 nucleotides long. It is a transcript of the gene synpo2la, whose product is annotated as synaptopodin 2-like a. The record is from RefSeq and is a predicted model, not a curated record. Gene Ontology annotation, biological process: positive regulation of actin filament bundle assembly. Gene Ontology annotation, cellular component: Z disc; actin cytoskeleton; nucleus. The transcript has 4 exons. The coding region runs from base 827 to 4393 and encodes 1188 amino acids. Gene Ontology annotation, molecular function: actin binding. NCBI's taxonomy places the organism in Eukaryota, Metazoa, Chordata, Actinopteri, Pleuronectiformes, Cynoglossidae.
AAGGGGCCAAAAAUUAUGAGCGUAAAGUUAGCAUGAACUAGUUGGGCAAAGGACAGUAACACUGAGGAAAAGGGUUCUGGGCCGUAUGAUCUCUACUAAAGUGACACGACUGAGAUCAUCAUCAUAAACUGCACUGACCACUCAGGUCAGCUCAUCGACCUGGGAGUGAAGAUGUAACUCCACUGACCAGAUCUUACAUCUCAGUUCUGAGAAGAUCAACAGAGACGUGUGACAUUUGAAGGUUCUGUGCAGAUUCAGGCAGAGCCGAGGCAGCGGGAGCAGGAACAGUCGUAGUCCUGAUGGUGGAUGGAGGUUCAGACCUAUUUUUGGAGGAGCUAUCAACCCAGUGGCACAGGUCUGAGUGACAGGACAAGUGUUAGGUCGGAUCCUCCCCUCGCUCGUUUGGGGGCAGACAUUCCUCCGUGUAAGCAGACACAGACCCUGUGCCAUCAUAUUUCUCUCCUUGGCCAGGAUGGCUGGGAGUGUGUGUGUGUGUGUGUGUGAGUGCGUGUGCUGAUGAAUGUGUGUUUGAGAGAGAGAGAGUGGGUGUGUUCAGGUGUGAGCGUCGGCCUUGGAGCUGAACUCAGAGAAAGAGAGAGAGAGGAGUCAGCACCCGGACAGUGUGGCAGGCAAAGAGCAGGUCAGAGCUCUGUGAGGGGGGCCCUGAACUGCUAACCAUGGGGCCAAGGCACUGAAAGGGCCCCCAACAAUUCAAAUAAUAAUUACAAAGAAAAUCGAGAAGUGACGUGAACUGAAGGCAAGAAGAACAAGGAGAAGACAAACUAAAACCAAAGCCAAAAAAGGAAAAAAAAAAAGAAGAAGAAAAAUGGUUGCGGAGGAAGUGAUCAUUGCCUUAUCGGGUGGAGCGCCGUGGGGGUUUCGUCUGCAGGGAGGUGUGGAGCAUCAGAAACCGCUCCAGGUGGCAAAGGUGCGUAAACGCAGCAAAGCAUGCAGGGCCGGACUGCAGGAGGGAGAUGAGCUCAUGUUCAUCAAUGAAGAGCCAUGUGGAACACUUUCCCACGCCCAGGCCAUGAACCUUAUCGAUGGCUCUACUGGAAUCUUGCACAUCCGAGUCAAAAGGGCACCUCCAGGUUUUCAGUCAGUGGUCCUUGUGACCCGUGCUCCCUCUCCCCGUAUAGACAAAGAGUACCGUGCUGCUAUGCUUGCCGUAUCUCCCAACCAGCCUCAUCAUGCACCUGUCCGUGAAGUCCACCGUAGUCGCUCCUCCCUGACCAGUGGCCUGACAUCUCCACCUGGUAGUGAGGCCUAUUACGGUGAAACAGACAGUGAUGCAGAUGUGGCAGGUUACGAGAGGCAGCGCAGGCAGAAACGCCGCAGUCCCAGCAACUCCACCCCCGGAAAACCAACGGGACGAACCUCCCCUGAAGGUGGGGAGACCUCAGAGAUGAGUGGCUAUGACAGUGCACCAGAUGCACAGAUCUACUCAACUUUGUUGGAUACCCGGGUAGAUGGAAAUGGAGGAGGUCUUCCAGGAGUGGCAAGACGGGAGGUGAUUUAUCAGCCUCCUGCUCCAGGAAUGUGGUCCUCCCAGACAUCCACAGAGACGUCCUCUAUCAUCUCCUCAGCAGAUGACCAGGGGCCAAGAGAUGGAGGGCAAGAAGAGGACAGCAGUUUUCUGGAGCUGGCCAACGUGCCUUUGGUGUCCCCUGAGAGGGCAAAGGAGGCUCUGAUGCUGGGCUCCCGAAGUCAGCUAAUACCCAUGGUGGGUCCUGUGGGUAAACCCAUUGACGAUGAGCUUACAACAACAUAUAUGGAAAAGGCCAAGCAAGCAAAACUAAAUCGAGGAGACACACAGCAGGAUAAACAAGUCAAGGAAGCCCGAAGCAAAUGUCGAAAAAUUGCAUCUCUGUUGACAGAUGCUCCAAACCCUCACUCCAAAGGUGUGCUGAUGUUCAAGAAGAGACGGCAGCGAUCUAAAAAGUACACCCUUACCAGCUUCGGUAGUGUGGAUGAGGGCUCACAGUGUCAGGACUCGCAGGAAGAGGAUGGUGUAUUCCCUGGUAGUGAAUCGGAGAUUGAUGAAGAUAACUUUUCAGCAGCUCCUGACCCAACUUGGGACAGUGACUACUUGGAUAUGUUGGAGAAGAGGGCAACUGCAGGCACCGAAGGCCGUGGGGAUGGAGCAGAAGAUGCUCCAAGUCCAGGAUUAAGUGACACAGCAGGCAAAGGGGCACAAUUGUUUGAGCAGCAAAGGAAGCGAGCUGCUGAGCUCACAAAGAAAUUGGAGGCUGCACAGCCUCACAUUCCUCAACAUGUUCAAGAGCAGGCUCAGAUGAUUCACCCAGAGGUACCGCAGCAGAAUCAACCACUAGUCCCACAUCAGCAGAUGAUAUCAGCUGGUCCUGCAUCCACACAACAAGAACUCUCUCAGCCUCCUGGUCAAGUUAAUGUUGAUACCUUUGGGGUUUCUAAUGGGGGCCUACCAUACUCUUCAGUUAGUCAUGCUAGUAUUGUUAUGUCAUCUUCACCUGUGGCUUCGAAAUCUGCUACUGCCUCAGUGACCAUUUUGACUAGUCCUUCGCCACCAUGUGAAACACCAUUACCAGACUUGCCUGCUAGUAAUGUUCUUAAUAGGACAGCUCGUCCUUUCACACCUGGCUUCAUUAGCAUCCGAGCUGCAACUGCUCCUGUGCAAUUUAGACCACCUGUCACAAAGACCACCCAACGUACAGCAUCAGCCUUUGCUAUGCAACCUCCGUUCUCUACUGCCACUGAACUGGCCUUUAAUGCUACCAAUGUAAUUUCACAACUACCACAACGUCCUUUGUCAAUGAGCUUUUCACCAUCCUGUGUUCCUCAGGGUCUCCCACCUCAGGCACCAGUAGCUGGAGUUACCUAUCAUCCUGCAGCCAUCUCUACACCUGCAGAAACAAUGCAUUCAACCACUGUUCAUCAGGCUCGGUUUGCAACUGCGCCUGCAGUGAUAGUACCGUCCGUACCCCAACCUCCACAACCAUUAAUGGCUCCAGUGCCCAUUCCUCCUGUAACCCUGACACCAAGUGCACCUGAACAUGUUGCUGCAAUGCCCCCACCACCUGUUGCUCAGCCACUUCCACCUAAGUUUUCCACACCUACAAUUCAAAUGGCAGCAGUCACCCAACCAGAAGUUGUAUCUCCAACCCCUGUUUCUGGUCCAUUUGGUCGCACAGGAAUUUUAAUUGAUGCUCGACGGCGUAGUGGAAAAGUGAAACCUAUGUUCAAUGUGCCAGAAGUAAAAAAGAACUCACCAAAUCCAGAACUUUUGUGCAUGGUGCAGAACCUGGAUGACAGAUCAUCCCGAUACAAAUAUGGCCAACCACCAACUGAAGUUGACUAUGGAGCCACUGAGGAAGAAAAGAGUGGUGAACCGGCCAUGGGCCGGGUGCCUCCUCCAGUGGCACCCAAACCUAGGGUUGUCCAUGAGGCUCCACAGAUUCUUCAUGCAGGGGGCAAAGGGGCAGACAUGUUUGCCCGCAGACAGUGUCGCAUGGGUAAGUAUGUAGUAGAUACCCCACAAGAGGCCCAUUACCAGCAGGAGAUGGCAACACAAUACAAUACAAAUACAUCCCAAAUGGACCCUUCUCAGUUUAAAUACUCCCCAAAUGUUCGUGCACCACCUCCCAUUGGGUACAACCCACUCCUUGGUCCCUGUAUCCCCAGAGGACCUCAGAAGGAUCUAAGUAAACCAGAGGGCAUUAGCAGAGGAGGUUCCCAAAGAGAGGGAAUCAAAGCUCUGGAUUUCAUGAAAAGGCAGCCCUAUCAGCUCAACCCUGCCAUGUUCAGCUAUAGUGGCAGUGUUGCAAACUUGUCAGCCAUGCCCUCCUACCAAGCCCAGAGGCAGCAGCAGGCCUACCCAACAACAAUGGUCGGCACUUCAUUAGCCUCACCAAAGCAGAUCCCUUUAAAAACAGCCCGUGUCUAUGAAAUUAAAAGAUUUUCUACACCCACACCUAUGUCAGCACCAACUCUGGCUACCAAAGUCAUAGCCCCUCGCUCAGCUACCACACUUGGAGAACGUUUGAAUCACUCUGACAUGACCUCCCCACCUACUAUUCGUCCCAUUCAAAACCCAGUUCCUUUCCUGACACCAGCUCCAGUCGCUGCCCCCACCCUGGCUUCACCUCCAUCCUAUCAAGCUGGCCUUCCCAACCUCCCAAAAUUCUCUUCCCCUGGUAUUCCAAAUCCUGUUCCACCUUCAGUACCAACACCCUACACUCCAGUUGCCUACACCAGUGGUCUCCAGGCAGCCAAGCAGUUUCAGAGUGCUCCUGAGCUCAGUAUUAUGGCUUCUUUACCAGCACUAAAGGCCAAUGCAAUCCAGGCACCUAAACCACAUUUUAUUGCUAGUAGGGCAGGCAUUCAGCCCCGUGUCUGGAGGCCAGGGGCAAUGUGAGAGGAAAAAAACCCAUCACUACUAUCCUUGGACUUUGUCUAGAGAAGUGAGAAGUCACUCAACAAGCCAAGUAGAAAAAUCAAUGAUAUCAUAAUCCCAAGACACAAUAUUUAAAAAAAUUAAUUGGAAAAAAAUGUAAAUUAAUACUGCAGGAUUUCUGUGAGACAAUCAUGACGACGUCACAGAAAACAUGUGUAAUUGAAACUACGCAAUCACUUUUAAAGCUAAGGGAAUAUAAAAUUAAAACCCAGAAAGUUUAAAAUAUUUUUCAUGUGAUAUAUUUUUUAGCAGAAAAACUUUAAUUAAAUAGAAUCUUGAAGGAUCUGCAGGAUGUUUAAAGUGUAUAGAUGCCUUCUCAAUUAGAGGAUAAAUCACUAAAGUAUGCUGCUGUAUGAGAAUGAGUGAAGUCAUGAUUUUUUUUUUUUUUUGACAACUAUUGUUUGAUCAUAUAUGCACAACAUGUUUGUUUCACCAACUGGACUGAUGGAAACAUGAUGACAUCAUCUUUGACAAGUGCAUAUGGUUGAUUAUGUAUUGAAUAUGUACUUGAAUGUAUUUCUCUUUGCGAGGUGUCCAUCAGGUUGUGCCAAAUAACUCUGCUCACUAUAGCCUGAAGGGAAAUGCUAUCUUUUUUAGCUUGGGUCACAUUCACCGAGUGCCCGUGCUGUCACUGAACGUACACUUGUCACUGGAUAUCACAGCGUCCAGAGGCCAUUUAGGCAGAGCAGAGCUUCUUUAAUGUCAGCGUGAUCUUUGCAGAAACACAUGUAUAUUCUUUAACUUUUAUUAAACAAAUGACACAG